UUCUGUUGUCUCUGAUGCUUUGCUAGAACAGUCUAUCUCUAAAAUACAAAUGCACGUGCGGAAGCAGACCUCCACCAGCUCCCAUGGCUGCUACUACCACUCUCCUCUCUCUCCAUCUUUACCCCCAUCGUUCUGCAAAAUCACGAAAGUGCCCCUAUCUCCUUCCCAUCUCUCCCUCUACGACAGUUACACGGCAGAAGCUCUCCUGCUGCCUAUCCCUAGAUCCAACGGACCAGAAUCACUCCUCAUCAACUACUGCACCCGAUGAUCUCUGCGUCGUCUUCGCUGCCGGCGGUACCGGUGGCCACAUCUACCCGGCCAUCGCGAUCGCCGAUGACAUCAAGCUCAAGGACCCAACCGUCAAGAUCCUCUUCGCUGGGACCCAAUCCGGCAUGGAAUCCGUCUCUGUUCCGUCCGCCGGAUACGACUUUGUCGCGGUCCCUGCUGUCGCACUAGCCCGCCCCCUCCUCUCCCUCCAGAACCUCCUCUUCCCGUUCUACCUUCUCAAAUGCAUCGCUGCCAGUUACAAGAUGCUGCGCGACGUCCGCCCGGCGAUCGUUAUAGGGACCGGCGGGUACGUCUCGGCCCCCACGUGCCUGGCUGCUGCCCUCCAAGGCAUCAAGAUCGUGAUCCAAGAGCAGAACUCCGUGCCUGGGAUCGCAAACCGGCUUCUUGGGCUCUUUGCUGACACCAUAUUUAUAGCAUUCAACAUGUGUUCGUCGUAUUUCCCCAGAGAGAAGUGUGUGCUGAGUGGGAACCCGGUGCGGGCGUCGCUGCGUACUUACACAUCGAAAGCGGUGGCAAGGCUGCAUUUCUUCACGCGGGCUGCGGUGGCUGGGGCAGAGGUGGUGCUGGUAUUGGGUGGGUCUUUGGGGGCGAAUUCGAUCAACAUUGCGGUUCUGAACAUGUAUUGUCAGAUGUUGACGGAGAAUGAGAAGAGGUUCUUGAUAUGGCAGACCGGUGUGGAAGCGUUUGAUGAGAUGGAGAGCUUGGUGAGGUGCCAUCCUCGGCUGCUGUUGACGCCGUUCUUGCACACAAUGGAUCUGGCGUAUGCAGCUGCAGACCUUGUUGUUUCUAGAGCUGGUGCAAUGACUUGCUCUGAGAUCUUGGCCACUGGGAAGCCAUCUAUUCUGAUACCAUCACCAAAUGUCACAGAAGGUCAUCAAACAAGAAAUGCAUCCAUUAUGGCAAGCAUAGCAGGUUCAAGGGUUCUAACAGAAGAUGAACUUGACUCAACUACUCUUUUAAAUGCAAUUGAUGAGAUCUUAGGUGAAGAUAUUCUGAUGGCAGAGAUGUGUGAGAAGGCUAUGAAGGCUGCACGGCCGGAUGCAUCUGCACAUAUUGCCCUACACAUUCUUUCCCUCAUCAAGCUACCAUCACAAUAAAUAAAGAAGGGAAAAAGAAAGAAAAAUAAUAAUAAUAAUAAUGACACGAGGCAUGGAAUUUAGCAGGUAUGAUUCUGUUGAAAAUCUUAGGCCAUUUUUGGAUGCCACUUAGAAAUGAUUUAAUCUCAUUUUAGUUAAUACCAAUAACAUAUUAGAGAUCACAGUUUAUAUAGAUUGUUGGUAUCUUUUUAAUCCAUGCCCCCUGAAAAAAAGAUAUCUAAUGCAUAAUUAGGAUUAAAUAAAAUGAGAUGAACUCAAAAAUUAAGUGGCAACCAAACUGGUCAUUCCUGUUUUCAUGAUCAGUUUACGUCGCCUGUAUUCAAAUCACACACGAAUUGCUUCCAUAGCAUGUAGGCAGAACAGAUUGAAAACAUACUGCAGAAGAACUUGAGAUUAUGGAUGA
Messenger RNA from Magnolia sinica, 1788 nucleotides. RefSeq lists its product as uncharacterized. Gene Ontology annotation, biological process: carbohydrate metabolic process. The transcript has 5 exons. Gene Ontology annotation, molecular function: undecaprenyldiphospho-muramoylpentapeptide beta-N-acetylglucosaminyltransferase activity. NCBI's taxonomy places the organism in Eukaryota, Viridiplantae, Streptophyta, Magnoliopsida, Magnoliales, Magnoliaceae. Bases 84 to 1385 code for a protein of 433 amino acids. The record is from RefSeq and is a predicted model, not a curated record.